Messenger RNA from Didymella exigua CBS 183.55, 256 nucleotides. RefSeq lists its product as uncharacterized. The transcript has a single exon. The annotation marks the transcript as partial. NCBI's taxonomy places the organism in Eukaryota, Fungi, Ascomycota, Dothideomycetes, Pleosporales, Didymellaceae. The record is from RefSeq and is a predicted model, not a curated record.
AUGAGGUUCGUCAGCUUCUAUCUGCGGGUACUAGCCGACGAAGAGCAGCAGAUUGUGCGCUUUGGAGAGCAGCAGAAUGCAGCCGCUUAUGCAGAAAGCUGCUCAGCAUCAGGCAGCGAGGAGGACAGCGAGGAGGACAGCGAGGAGGACAGCGAGGAGGACGAUGACGGCAAGAGCAGUAAAGCUGAUAGCGACAGCCCGCGGCCCCGACGUACAACACGCAAUCAAACGCAGCUAGAUAGGGUGAAAGAUGCAC